AUGCUUGUUUUACGCAAAGAAUCACCAGAAGAAUACUUAGAUGAGAUCAGAAAAGAAAAUGCACAAAAUUCAAAAAACUGUUUCGGAAUUCCUACAUUAUGUUCAGCGAUUCAUAAAUUCCGCUCAGCCUAUUUAGUCGAGGAACUAUUGAAGGACGGUGCUACGGUCAAUGCAUUUACUUGUAUGAAAGGAUUGAGGUUGGAUGAAAUUACAAGAAACAGGUAUAGACAAUGGGGAGAUUAUUCUGCCAUCCAUCUAGCCGUUUCGCUGGGACAACACGAAAUUGUUGACUUAUUGUUGACCCACGGAGCCGAUUUGACAUCGAAGACAACUAAAGGAAUUUCAUCUCUACAUUUCGUCCUUGAUCCGCCUCUUCGUUGCGGACCGAACGAAAUACAAAUUACUGAAAAGGAUGACUUAGAAAUUUUAAAAAUAAUGAAAAAUGAAGCCCUGGACUUAACUAGGAAAGACCAUAUUUCACAAUCAACUGUUCUGCACAGAGCAGUUACUUGGGGAUGCCUUGAAAUUGUACGAUACCUAAUUUCAGUCGGAGUUGAUGUGAAUUGCACUGAUCGGACGAGUAGUACACCUUUGCAUCAUUGCACAUGGAAUAAUAUGGAAAUCCUAAGGAUUCUUCUCGAAAAUAACGCAAAUCCGAACGCUAAAAACGAAUUGGGCAAUACCUUCUACCAUCAUAUAUUUGGGCAUUACCAACGUGAAGGGAAAGAAAAUCUUCUCCGUUUUCUACAUUUGUUGCACAAGUUCAAUGCAAAUCCAAACGUCCAGAACGAUGGUGGUGAGACAGCUUUACACAAAUGCCUUCAAAGUAUUGGAGAUUUGCAUAAUCAGAUUAAAUUGGUAGAUUUUAUGUUACGACAAGGAGCCGAUCCAAACAUUAAGGAUAUUUUUGAAAGAACGCUGAUCUAUCAUCUUCUUCUUCUUCCAAAUUCCGAUAUGUUACAUUUGAUACGAUCAUUGUUAACUGCACUUAUUCAGUUUGGGGCGAGGUUAGAUCAUCUUGACAUCACAGGCACUCCAUUGCUUCAUAUCUUAGUAUACGGUCACUUAUUUCAUCCCAACCAAUUUGACGCGCAAUUGUGGAUUAAAAUUCUUCAUCCGAAGUACAAAGUUAACCUCAAUGUACAAGAUUAUUACAAUCGUACAGCACUUCAUCUAGCUGCAGCUGAAGGUGACUGGAAACUCUGCGAGGUCUUUUUGAAGCAUGGAGGAAAUUUGGAUAUUUUGGAUUGUGAUAGUAACACACCUCUGGAUGUCGCUGUAUUGUGCAAGCAAUGGGAAUUCGCUAAGAAUGUGCUCCUCUGGCCAUUUGUAGUUGGUCAACGGAGAGAUUUUGGAGGGAAACAGGCUUCGGGACGUAUUGAUGAACAUAAAACUAAGAAUACAAUAUCCAACGGCAACUCUGGAUGCGAAAGUCUCCUUUUCAGAAGUUUAGCACUGGCUAACUACAAUGACAACGACAACAACAACACCAGCAACAGCAACAACAACAACAACAACAACAACAACAACAACAACAACAACAACAACAACAACAACAACAACGACAACGACAACAACAACAACGACAACAGCAGCAACAACAACAACAGCAACAACAGCAACAACGACAACAGCAACAACAACAGCAACAACAACAAUGACAACAGCUACAACAACAACAGCAACAACAUUAACAAUAACUCGUUGCAUUUCAAUAACCAAACCCAAAGGCACUCUGGUGCGCUUAGGCAACUACAAAGAAGUAACAGCAUGCCCUCACUUGAAUCAAAGAAGCGAGGUGGAACAAGCGUUAUCCUUUUAGGAUCGAACGUGAAAUGGACGACAACCAAGCUUGAUACGGUAGCAAAACUUGUUGCGAUAGAGGGCAAUGAUUUGUAUUUCACAACUAGACCAUAUGAUCCGUGCUUUUGGGAGAUUGAUUUGAGUCCCGAACCGAAAAUAGCCGAAAAUUUUACAACACAGAUAAAUGAGGCUUCUUUGUUGCGUUUGUGUGAGGAGAACAGCCUGGAAUUUCACUUGACGAAGGCGUGUGGAGAAGAGCACUGCUUACUUGCUCAGCAAGUGUUCAGUUUGGUGAACGACUUGCUAACGAAAUGUUCAGAAAUGGACCCAAGGAUGAAGAGCAAAUUCCACUGGACUGGCAGCAGCUCAGAAGGAACAAAGAUGUGGUUACCAGAUGAAUUUGAUUUUGUAAUGGAGUUGGUUGAAUUGCAAGACUGCUGUUAUAUCAAGGAUAGUUUAAG
Molecule: messenger RNA, 2264 nt
Organism: Paramuricea clavata
Lineage: Eukaryota; Metazoa; Cnidaria; Anthozoa; Malacalcyonacea; Plexauridae
Source: the annotation of a GenBank genome assembly